Magnolia sinica is the source of this 2441-nucleotide messenger RNA. Its product is annotated as TOM1-like protein 3. Gene Ontology annotation, biological process: protein transport to vacuole involved in ubiquitin-dependent protein catabolic process via the multivesicular body sorting pathway. The record is from RefSeq and is a predicted model, not a curated record. The transcript is spliced from 10 exons. Bases 256 to 1854 code for a protein of 532 amino acids. Lineage: Eukaryota; Viridiplantae; Streptophyta; Magnoliopsida; Magnoliales; Magnoliaceae. Gene Ontology annotation, molecular function: phosphatidylinositol binding; ubiquitin binding.
CCCGCGCAUAUUGUGCGGUCGCGGAUCGCAUAAGUCCUCCGUCGUUUCAACCGAAGAACGAACGAAGGUAGGGGCGAGCUACUAUUCUCUUCCAAUGCUUUUGCAUUUUCUUCUGUUCUUGUGAUUGAAAACUCGCCGACGGAGUCUAGACCCUUCUCGAUUAGCCCACGAGCAUCGCGAAAUAAAGAAGAAGAGCUUCUUCCACCUCUCUCUCUCUCCUUGUCGACAGGUGUAGCGAGUGGAAGUACAAAGAGUAUGGCUAAUGCUGCAGAGUGCGUCGAAAGGGCAACCAGUGACAUGCUGAUUGGUCCGGACUGGGGAGUCAAUAUUGAGAUCUGUGACAUUAUUAACAUGGAUCCAGGGCAAGCUAAGGAUGCCAUGAAGGUGCUUAAGAAGCAGCUAUUAAGUAAAAACCCCCAAAUACAACUUCUGGCUCUUGUUGUGAUAGAGACUCUCACCAAAAAUUGUGGGGACAGCGUGCAUGUUGAGAUCAUUGAAUGUGAUAUCUUAAAUGAAAUGGUGAACAUAGUGAAGAAAAAGCCAGCCUUAAAUGUAAGGGAGAAGAUAUUGAUUCUCAUAGAUACGUGGCAAGCUGCUUUUGGGGGAGCCAGAGGGAAGUAUCCCCAGUACGACGCUGCAUAUAAUGAAUUGAAGUCUGCUGGAGUAGAUUUUCCACCCCGUGCAGAGAACACUGUACCCUUGUUUACUCCUCCCCACACCCAGCCUAGCAGACACCAUUCUGAUGCUUCAACAUACAAUGCUACUGCUUUUGAAGCUUCCAUUCCAUCGAAUUCGUCUGCUCUCAGCAUGGCAGAGAUUCAAAAUGCUCGGGGAAUUGUAGAUGUCUUGACGGAAAUGUUUAGAGCCUUAGAUCCUCAUAGUUCCGAGGGUGUAAAUCAAGAAAUAAUUGUUGAACUCGUGGAGCAGUGCCAAUCUUACCAAAAGAAUGUCACGCUUCUUGUGAGCAGUACAGAAGAUGAGGAACUGCUGCGUCAGGGUUUGACAUUGAAUGACAACUUGCAGCGUGUGCUUCGCCAACAUGAUGAUAUAUUGAAAGGAAUCUAUCCAACAGGCACUAGAGCGACGGAAACUUCAGUUGCACCUCUUGCUAAUGUAAACCAUGAGGAUGAUGAGUCAGAUGAUGAAUUUUCACAGUUAGCUCACAGGUCUUCAAGGAACAGUAGGCAUGGACAAGACAGCAAACCCGCCGAUGCUAGGAACAAACAAACAUAUGUUACUCCACUGAUUCCUCCGCCACCAUCAUCAAAGAAGGCCACCCCGGAUACCAGUUCAGUCGAUUAUCUCAGUGGUGAUGCCUACAGAUCUGAACAACCGUUUGAACUGCCAAAAACGACGACUUUUGGAGAUCCACUUUAUCCAAGUGCAAGUGUGAGCCCAUAUUCAACACCCACACCACCUCCAUCUUCACCUCCCUCUCGCAGAAACGACUCGACCCCUUCACCACUCACUCCGCAGCUUCCUGAUCAUGUCAAAGUCGAACCAUUGCGAACAGAAAAAUCCACUGAGUGGCUCCCAUUGUCCGCUUGGGAGGCCCAGUCUUCUGGCUCCUUACUUCCCCCACCAUCUAAAUCUGAUCAGAGACAUCAGUUCAUCGGGCAACAGCAGCAAGGCUCACAAGGCAGAGUCUUCCACUCCAGUGGGUCAGGAUCAUCUGACGAUGGAUUAGCAGGACGGACCCAGAAUCUCUCUCUUCAUCAGACAUCCCAGCCUUCGGUACCACAAGAUUCAUCACCCUUGACCAUGCAAAACAAACCAGAGGACUCCCUAUUUAAAGAUCUGUUUGAUUUUGCAAAGGUAAAAUCAUCUUCUUCAGCCAAACCCGGUGGUCAUUGAACAUAUGAGUUGCUUUUCUCAGCUAGUGUGGAUUAUUUGUGUUCUUGCUUCAUUCUUUGGUUGUUCACUCAUUUGUCAGGCAUUAUUUGAAUUGAAGACUUAGGUGCACUUGAAUAAGCUCAUUCGCUGGGCAUUAUUUGAGCAGAAGACUCGGUGCACUUGAAUAAGGACCUUUAAUAGUAAGGGAGGGAGGGUUGGCCCAGUUAAUAAUGGCAUAGUAUCCAUGGGAAUAGGCCAAAUUCAAGCAUAUCUUGUACCAUUACCCUAAGGGAAAGAAUUGUGUGCUGAGAGUCAGUGAACUCCAUCUCACACCAUUCACAGACUGUAGGUAGGAAAUCUUAACACCAUUUUCAAUAUUGAAAUUUGAAUUCUCAAAAUGUGAAAUGUAGAUAGAUUCCUCCCUACCAUCAUUAAAUGGUUGGAGAUAUGGUUGCAUAACUUUGGAUGAGCUAUGCGUGCACCAUAAGUUAUCUUUAGGGUACAUGUAGAUUUUUGUAGCCAUGAUGUUGUCAUGUGUGCUUGUUAGAUGUGAUCCUUAUGGUAUAAAGAAAAAAAUUCUCUUGAAUGAAAUGGUGCCUUUGUUUUUA